AUGUUCGUUACAUUAUCAUUGUUCAAUAUUUCGUGGUUUUUCGUAUUUGCUUUUGUCAUAUUAUUAGCAUUUACGGGUAGUGGUCUUGUUAUAAUAGCAAUAUUAAAAGAUAAAUCCAUGCAUACAUCAAUAUAUUAUUAUAUAAUUAAUGUCAAUAUUGCUGAUGUGAUUUUAAUAUUGACAUGUUUACCAGAACGAAUACACGAUGCAUUACCACUAGCCGGUUUUCAACUAGGAAAAAUAACAUGUUAUUUAUUGCCAUUUCUUCAACAAGUAUCAAUGCAUGCUGCAUUAGAAUCAUUACUGAUACUUACAAUACAUCGAUGUUAUCCAGCUGGUGUACCAAAAUUUCUUCAAGGUGAUUUUGUUCGAAAACAAAUUCGUAAUUAUCAGACAACAAUAUUUGCAACAUGGUUAUUUGCUGUCUUAAUAAAUAUUCCUUUAGUAUCAAUAACAAAAUAUCGUACAGACGAUAUCAUUAUUCCAUCAACAAAUGCAACAUUGCCCAGUUGUGAUACAGAAGCCAAUCAAAUAUGGUCCAUUACAUAUUUAAUUCUAAUACUUGUUCUAACAUAUUUAGUUACCGGUACAUUUCUUAUUAUUAUAUAUGGACAAGUCAUACGAUUAAUAUUAGCUUCAAAAAAGUUUACAGAAAAGAAUGAUAAUAAUAAUUUAUCAUCAAUAACUACGACUCAAACUCCCAGUAAUACCAUAAUGCAAACAUCACUACCAAAACAUCUUUCACUUGGCUCUUUAUCAUCGAAUCAACGUGGUUCAUCACGUGGAUUGGCAACUAUUAUUGCAAAUUCAACAAAAAGACAUUCCUAUCCUCGAACACACAAUCAAAAUGGUUUCAGUGAUAUAAUAAAUCCUUCUCAUCACGUUCCAUUUUUAUAUUCUACCAAAAAUCAACCACUUUUAUCAUCUCCCAAUGAUCGACGAUUACAUACUCAACGUUUACAAGUGACUAUUAUGCUAUUUAUUGUCAUUGUUCUCUACAUUAUUCUAUUAUUACCCUAUCGUCUAUUUAAUUUAUUAUUUAUUUUACACUAUCAAAUAUUUGAAAAUAUAAAUGAAUUAUUAUUUCAAUGGUUAAUAAAUAUUAUUCGACUUCUAGUCUUUCUUAAUUGUGCCCUUCAACCCAUUAUCUAUUUAAUUAUAUCAAGUCGUUUAAGACAAUCGGUGAUGAAAUCAUUAAAAAUAUGUUUAAAAUGUAAGUGUAAAAAUGAUGAAUUCUGUUCACCAUCAUCAUUCCAACAACAAAAUGUUACACAAAAACGUUUAUACUGUGAAAGAAAACAUUAUAGUACGAGAAAUAAUCAACGUUAUUUAGAUCAUUGUACUAUGCCACAUUUCAUACAAGAACGACUAAGACCAAAUAUAAUGUGUCGAAAUCAUAUGUAUGAACGUUGA
Messenger RNA from Didymodactylos carnosus, 1413 nucleotides. The record is from the annotation of a GenBank genome assembly. NCBI's taxonomy places the organism in Eukaryota, Metazoa, Rotifera, Eurotatoria, Philodinida, Philodinidae.